AUGCUCAACCGCCGUGGUCCGAUCGCUAAGCUUGUCGGUGGCGCCAUCGGCCUUACUAAGGAGUAUCAGGCAGAUCGUAAGGAAAGAAAAACGGGUGAAAGCACUGAGAUCGGCGCCGGAGAGCCUCCCCAUGGAUCAUCUGCCAGCAAUGAUCAUCGGAUGCCUGCACAGCAGCAUGGCGGACACCAAUCAUACUCUGUAAGGGAAGAAGAUUACUCUGAUGACGAGGAUUGGGCACUCAAUCUAGACGAAGUCCAACAACAACUUCCUGGCGGCAAUGCUCAAGAAUGCGAAGAAAACACCGAUAUUGACGCCCUCUUGCGAGACUUCAUACGACGUCAUCCGGUCUCCUAUGCUCAGAAGCCGUCACAAGGUCGAUUACCUCUGCCAGUAAUCCUGCCCCAGAGGCGACCUGAAUCUCGACAUCGGGGAUUUGUGAGGGCUUAUGCCCCUGUGCUGGAGGACUGCGAAAUCGAUCAAUCUGCCUGGCUCGAGUUUCUCGACGGAUUUGAGAAAAGCAUCAAUGCAAACCCAUUAUUUCAUGUCGCGAACGGUGCUGUGUUCGUUGCUGGCCAUGUCAGCAUGGCGGUUUCUGGUGUCAGCGUCCUUGCUUCUUUCGUCACCAUGGCCAUUCAUCUCAGUGUAGAGGCCUCUCGACGGACCUAUGUGCACUACCAGCAGAACAAAUACCUGGACACGAUGAACGAGCAGUUCUUCAAACCGCGAGGCUUGUACUGUCUCGUCAUCAAGUACAAGCCAGCGUCUGAUGAACUGAUGGAAGAAGUCGAUCUGGAACACAAUGUUGCCAAAACCAUUGAAAAACGAGAUGGGCAGAGCAAGUGGAAGCAUUUAGUCUCUGCCUCCUCUGCCACUACCAAGCACGACGCAGAGAUACCCGAGGCGGCACCACUCAUAUUCCCUCAGCUGGACAACAUGGAUGAGACCCAAAAGCAGAAUUCCGUGAAGAGAUUUGGAAACUUUAUGAAGGACUACCACGACCGACAGGCUGCGGCCAAGUUCGAAACACAGAACCCCGAUUCCAAGAUCCCCAACGUCCCGAGGAAAGAGUUCGCAUCGAAGUACAGCGAUCCAAACCACCCAGCCAGUACCGGAGGGCUUAUAUCUAUCGCAUCAGGAGGCAAGUACAACCCGGUUGGUCCGCUGGGGAGGAUCAAGCAGAGACGGGCCGAUCAACGGGAGGAGAUGGGGAUGGACCCGCCAGUCGACAGGAAGGAGAGGAAGAAAAAUCGGCCAAUGCAUCGCUUGCUGAAAGCAGACGCGCUUUAUCUGAUGGUUGUGAACAUGCCCACCCAAGAAGAGAUGGACCGCGUAAUGGCAGAGGUAAACAAAGCUUAG
Molecule: messenger RNA, 1356 nt
Organism: Neoarthrinium moseri
Lineage: Eukaryota; Fungi; Ascomycota; Sordariomycetes; Amphisphaeriales; Apiosporaceae
Exons: 2
Coding region: 1-1356 (451 amino acids)
Source: RefSeq, a predicted model, not a curated record